Penaeus monodon (black tiger shrimp) is the source of this 1854-nucleotide messenger RNA. RefSeq names its product CDK5 regulatory subunit-associated protein 3-like. Gene Ontology annotation, cellular component: endomembrane system. Bases 111 to 1739 code for a protein of 542 amino acids. Gene Ontology annotation, biological process: regulation of mitotic cell cycle; regulation of cyclin-dependent protein serine/threonine kinase activity. Lineage: Eukaryota; Metazoa; Arthropoda; Malacostraca; Decapoda; Penaeidae. The record is from RefSeq and is a predicted model, not a curated record. The transcript is spliced from 11 exons.
GGUCGCCUGGCCUUCCAACACGUCAGAAAGAAGCCGGAGUUUAGUAGUCAAAGCGACGUAAAGAAACCCGAGCAGCUGGGGAGGCGAAUUUCUACAACAGAUUUGACAUAAUGGAUGAGCAAGACAUACCCAUUGACAUUCAUGGACACAAGCUCCUCGACUGGCUUGUGUCUCGCAGGGAGGUCAAAAGAGACUGGUCGACAAAGACGCGCAUCAUAAGAGAGAAGAUCAACAAUGCCAUCCAGGAUAUGCCUGAACAUCCAGAGAUCACAAAACUGCUCUCAGGAACAUACAUAAACUAUUUUCACUGCCUGAAAAUCGUUGAGAUCUUGAAGGAGACAGAAAAGGAUACCAAGAAUAUUUUAGGAUGGUAUGGUUCCCAGCGGAUGAAGGAUUGGCAGGAAAUUACCCGGUUAUAUGAGAAGGAUAGUGUCUAUCUGGCAGAGGCAGCUCACCUUCUGAUGCGCAAUGUCAAGUAUGACAUCCCAGACCUCAAGCAGCAGAUAUCCAAGGGGACUCACAUACAGGAGGUGAGUAUUUUCUCUCUCUCUUCUCUCUCUCUCUCUCUUUUCUUUUUUUCUUUUCUUUUCUUUCUUUUCUUUUCUUUUCUUUUUUCUUUUCUUUUCUUUUCUUUCUUUUCUUUUCUUUUCUUUAAUCGAGCUUUCAAGUUAUUUAAUAUAAAUGAGUUUUCGAAGCUCACUAAUUACCAAAUUAUUUUCCAUCUGACCUUUCAGAUAAAGCAAGAAAUAUUAGCACUGUUAAAGGAGCUUCCAGGGGAGUUUGCUGAAAUAGCCGAGAAAGCUAAAACCCUUCAAGGUGCGCGUCAGCUUUACAUGGAUUUCUUAUCUUUUACCCUAGAAGAAGACUGCAACUGCCUUCCGAUGUUGAAGUAUAUAAUGGAACAUGGGAAUGUGACAACAUAUGAAUGGACGUAUGGUGAGCCGCCCUGCCAGAUUGAGGAGCCGCAGAUCGAGAUAGAUCUGGAUGAUGAUCAGAAAGAAGAUGCUGGUGAAAUUGAUUUUGGUGAUGUUGGGGGCACCAUUGACUUCAGUACUGCAGAUAUUGAGUUAGCAGAAGACCUGACCACAGGAGAUAUUGACUGGGGAAAUCUUGGCACUGAGGAAUCUCAGACCAUUGACUGGGGUGUAGAUGUGAAUGAUGUUGCUACAGUGGAUAUUGUGGUUGAAGACUCGGGUGUGUCUGGAGGUGUUGCUAAAGGGACCGAGGCUCUUACAUUACUGUACAACCCCAAGACUCGUGCACAACUGAUUGAUGAGUUGUAUGAACUGGAAGGAUUCUUGAAACAGCGUCUGAUAGAACUGGAAAGUGAGGAGUCAAGCUUCUCGAUCAACCAGUUCUCUAGUGCUCCCAUCUCUGUGCAAGACCAAUCCAAAGAGCAGUUGGAGGUUAUGGUCAGCCACAUCCGGAAUGUGAUCGACCCUCUUGGCACAAACAAGAUGCAGCACCUCUUCCUCAUUUACUCUUCUCCAAAGUAUGUUGAUAGGCUUGCUGCGUCACUCAGGUCAAAACUAACAGUUGCCGAUAAAUUUGUAAUUUCUCAAGAAGGUGUUCGCCAGCGCAGGCUGGAAGCUCAACAAGAGCAGCAGAAAGUCCACCCAAAGUUGGCAUUGAUGAUUGAGAGAUCAAAGGAGCUGAAAGUCAAUAUUGAAGAACACAUCUCCAAACGUUAUAAAAACAGACCUGUCAAUCUGAUGGCCCUUGGCCUAUCUAUGACAUAAAUUGGGCCUUUCUGACUAGUAGAUUAGUAUAUAUACACUUUUUCUGUUUUCAGUGGGAUAUAUUGUUGUUAGAUUUUUUUUAUUAUGGUUUAAAUAAAGAAUAUAAGGUAUAAAU